AUGUCGGGCAUCAUCUCGUACAUUCCAGGUGCAAGCCUGCUUCUCGGCGGUGGCAGAUGCAAGUCGAUUGAUUUGCCACCCGUCGAGAUUCAUCACAUUGAAACUAUUGCUGACAGACGGGCUCGGUGUCUGAAGCACCUGUUGAAGGCAAACCAUGCCAACUAUGCCAUCCUCUUCAACAAUCUCCGGUUCGACAACCACAAUGUCCACAUCUUGAGCUCGGCGUAUCUGCUUGGGGCGAAUGAGAACCAGCUGCAUGACAUUUACAAUGACGAGAUUCAAGAUCUGGUGCCUUGGGAGCCGUCGCCAUCCGAGCUGAUUGAUGAGGACUGGAGAGACUUCUUGGGCGACAAGAGGUACCAGAGGGCCUUUCUGGAUUACUUCGAAGAUAAGCUUGCCAUGGAGUUUGCGUACGAUUGGAAGCAGGAACUGCAGCACUUCCUGUUCAGCGGCGACGAGCCGCUGUUUCAUGGCUUGAUAGGCGGACGUAAGAAGACCCCAAGCAAUUCCGGUUACGGUGAUAUAAUUGGCCAUCCGCUUAUUCACCUUGGAUAUGCCUAUGAGGUGGACAGCAGAGAAGUUGCCAUGGAGGCACUUGCUCUCACCUGCGUCCAGUACAACUUCUUCCACAAGUAUCUCGACAAUCGCUCAUAUACCAGGCCGUCUCCGCUCAAGUCCAAGGCUCCGUUGGACCUCCUAGGUCAGCUGUCCAAGGAUGAUAGAUUCGGCAAAGGGCCGGAGGAUCUUGGCGACUUGGAAGAGUUUCUCGACAAGAACGAGUCGCUGUUCCUGGAGUAUUGGAACGGAUGGGAUGUUGAUGACGACCCCAAGAAGCAGUUCGAGCUGUCGCAAGAGGCAGCCGUCGCGUUACUUGUGGCCACUGUCCCACCAGGCACUCACGCCUACGACUUUUUCAUCGUCCACCUAUUGACCACCAGCCACGCCGUCCGGAUUCUCCUGCCAUUUGUGCCACCAAAACACCACGUUUCUCUGGUUAGGGAGUGGUGGCUUCUGGUUCUGGCCAUGUUCAUCGUCAGGGGCCGGCCUAUGCCGGAUCCCGACAAUGUGGAGAGCGACCUGAAGGGAAAGAACUGGAAAUACGUGGUGGAUAAGGCGCUGAACUCGGCAUGGUCAAAGGACGCACAUUUCGUCAAAGCAAUACGAGCCAUGAAGGAGGCUGCUCAGACAUGGGGCGAUGUUCACGAGCGCUAUCUUAGAGCUGCAGUGACGUUUGUGGAUAAUUUCCACGGAUGGGUUCAUUGA
Molecule: messenger RNA, 1263 nt
Organism: Trichoderma reesei QM6a
Lineage: Eukaryota; Fungi; Ascomycota; Sordariomycetes; Hypocreales; Hypocreaceae
Exons: 3
Coding region: 1-1263 (420 amino acids)
Molecular function (GO): oxidoreductase activity
Source: RefSeq, a predicted model, not a curated record